UCAAGUGAUAAACAGAACAAAGAAUAAAUAAGAAGCAAUUAUGCCUUUAGCAGUAUGAAACACACCAACAACAUAUUCCUUUAUUCUCCUUCUGGAUUUCGUUGUGCCAUUUCUUGUAGUUAGUUUAACGAAAAAGCCAUAAAACAAAGAAACUGAUUUAAGUUCAUGUGAUAAGUGCUGGAAGCACUCUGUGCAGUUCCUUUCUUUCAUUUCUCUUCUGUUUCCGUUGUUAUCGAAUUUUUUUGUUCUUGAGUUCAUAUCGAAGAAGAAGAAGAAUCGUUUCGUUAGAUAUCCAAUUAAAUAAGAAUUGGAAGUUUUGGUAGCUCAAAAAAGAAAUUUGUGGAAGACGGAAAAUCACUGUCACAGGUGCAAGGAAUAUGUCACUCACUGUAUGUCAAAAUACAGAUGACAACAACAACAACAACAGCAACCAAGGCCAAAUGAAUGAACCGGCAGAAGGCGGUGAUGUGACAAUUUAUAGAUUGUGUGCACCAAUUGCAUCAUUAGAUUGUAUGGAAGAAUUCAGUGGAAAUACUGGCCUUGAUUUAAGACGUUCCGUCAGUUUGGGAUCAAAAGCAUCACUUAAAAAUGUUUCCUCAACACCAGGUGAAUGCAAAGUGAAAAGUUCUAUUGUUAAUUAUACUCAAUUUGUUACUGUUUUGAAAGGUUUGCGUUAUAAAAAUAUCGGCAAGAGCGGUCUCCGUGUUUCAAACGUUGCUUUGGGAACGUGGUCGGUGUUCUCAACAGGCAUUAGCGAAGAUCAAGCUGAAGCAAUCAUCAAACUUGCCUAUGAAAGCGGCAUAAAUCUUUUCGAUUUAUCGGAUCUUCACUCGGGACCCCGUGCUGAGGUUGAAAUGGGAAAUAUCUUAAAGAAAAUGAACUGGAAGCGAAUGACUUAUGUUGUGACAGUGAAAAUUUAUUGGAGCAGCAAAGGUGAAGAACGUGGCUUAUCCCGGAAACAUAUAAUCGAAAGUGUUCGAGCGAGUCUUAAACGCUUACAACUUGACUAUAUUGAUAUCGUUAUUAUCCACAGAGCAGAUUCAAUGUGUCCAAUGGAAGAGAUUGUCCGAGCAAUGAAUUACGUCAUCGACAAGGGUUGGGUGAUGUAUUGGGGCAGCUCAAAGUGGUCAACGACUGAAAUAAUGGAGGCAUACACAAAUUGUCGUGAGUUUAAUUGCGUCACGCCAAUCAUGGAACAAUCGGAAUAUCAUAUGUUUUGUCGUGAACGUGCUGAAUUAUAUUUACCCGAAAUGUACAAUAAGAUUGGCGUUGGUUUAAUGGCAUGGGGACCACUUGGCAUGUACCUUACUGAAAAUAGUGAACGUUUAUUCUUCACAAAGGGAUCGUUAAGGUCAAAAACUCAAAACUCUUCAUGGACCGAAGAUGAAGUAGCCAAAGAAGAUCGAGUUGAUGAAGCUAAAAAGCAUUUAGAGAAAGUUCGUGAUUUAAAUUUAUUGUCCGAAAAGCUAGGAUGCUCGUUAACGCAACUUUCAAUAGCAUGGACAUUGAAGCACGAGCCUGUUCAUUGUCUUUUAAUUAGUGCAAAGACAGUUGAACAACUUACGCAAAGCCUUCAAGCUUUACAGGUAAUAAAAUUGUUUAAUCGAUUCAAAUCUUUAUCGAUUUCAUUUGAAACUUUUUCUUUUCAGCUUCUGCCACGAUUAUCCGUAUCAGUAAUGCUAGAAAUUGAACGCAUCUUAGAUAACAAACCUGUAAGACCGCCAAUGAUAAGCACUCUUCAAAUGCGCGGUUUGAUAUCGCAUGAACACUUUGGUACUGAAGUGGAAGUCAGCACACCUGGAUCGAUACGUGAUGAAGAAGAACAAGCAACAGAAGAACAAAAAGAAAAUGGAAAGCUUGGAUUUUGCGAGAUUCAGUGACAGCAGGAGCCGCCACUUCGUAAAACUUCUCGAAAAUUUAGUAAAAAGUUUUUUAAUCGCUUAAGUGAUUCGUUAAUGAAUAAACGAGACUCAACAAUAACCAAAAUUGAUGAAGAAAAGGAAGAAGUGAAAAUAAUUCCGAUGUCAUCGCCAAUAAGAGUUAGAAAACCUCUAACUUAUCAUCCACCAUCGAAUGUUCCGACACAAUCAUCAGCCACUAAUAUCAAAAUAAUAUCGCAGCCUGUGUUGCUAAUACCAAAAACAUCUCACGAUCAACAACCUCAUAAAAGCUCUUUGUUGAAUUUGAAGUCUUUGAGUACAAGUUUGAGGAUUCUUAAGAAUCGUACAUUCAGCGAUUCAUUAGAAACUGUUGAAGAAACCACUUUGGAAAGCAUCGACGAAGCAUCGCAAAGUCUCAUAAAACGAGAUAUUUUUGAAAGGAAUUUAGGGAAAUUUGCUACAAAUUCAAAUGAAGCUGAAUUUCAAUCGUAUACUGAGUACACACAACAGCAGAAUUUACUCAGCCCAAAGACUCGCACAAAGCUUCAUUUUAAGAAUCAAAAGAUUUUUUCACGUCGUUCAUCGACUUCAGACAUUGGCGAUGUUAAUCAACAAAAACAUUUCAAUUAUUCCGAUAUGAGUACGUCAUCAACAAACGUUAAACAAGCUGAUAAAAUGCUUAAUGAUAUUCGCAUAAAGAAUCUUGAAUGUGCACGAUCACCACGACGCAUCAGCACAACUUAAUAAAUUUAUCGAAUCUUUAUGAUGAAAAGUUUUUAAUUUCUCUACAUACAAAUAUCGUACUUAAUGAUAAGUUUUUUAAGAUUAAUAUUUGUAGAUGCGAUGCUUUUCCUGCAAAUUAAAAAGCUUUUAUCCAGUUCCUUUUAACUAGAUAGUUAAUCUUAUC
Messenger RNA from Clunio marinus, 2787 nucleotides. The record is from the annotation of a GenBank genome assembly. NCBI's taxonomy places the organism in Eukaryota, Metazoa, Arthropoda, Insecta, Diptera, Chironomidae.